UGAUACUUGGUACAGCUUCGAUGUCCGUGACAUUCCUCUUCGCUCCUAUCAUAGUAGCACUCAGUAGACGCAAAAGUACUCGACUUCUGUCCAUUCUUGGGGGAUUAGUCGCUGCCCUUGGAUGCCUCUUCACUUCCUUUGCCUCACAGUUCCAUCAACUAUAUUUCAGCUACGCCAUCAUCCUCGGUACCGGUUUUAGUCUCACCAGAAGUACCUCCUCCAUCAUGGUUGGCCAGUACUUCAAGAAAAAGAGAGAGCUUAUGGAAAUAUUUGUGAUAUCUGGUACUGGAAUUGGGAUGGCAACAGUACCUCUGCUUGUCACGCAGGCUGUGAGUUCAUUAGGUUGGAGGCUCGGUCUUCAGGCGAUAACGGGUAUGACCUCUUUGACCUUCAUACUGGGCAUCUUCUACAGGCCUGCAUCUCUCUACCAUCCUCAGAGAAGAGCCAUCCUGCACUUGAAGGGUCUGCAAAAACGUUCGAAGGCAAAAGAUAAGAACAUCCAGAAGGAAAAGCCACCCUUCUUCGAUUUUUCUGUUCUGAAGUCCAGAACUGUGCAGAUAUUGAUAUCUGGAAGUGCCUUGUCAGCUUUUGGCAUACACGCACCCAUCCUAUUAUUGAUGCAUCAAGGCAAAGAGGAAGGUCUGGAACCAAACUCUCUACUUCGUUUGCAAACCUAUUUAGGCUUAGCGUCUGCAAUUGGGAGUACGGCUUUCGGCUUCAUCGUAGUCAAGAACAGCAUGCAGUGCCUGAUUGCGAGACAAUAUUUGACUCAAGCAUCGGUCUUCAUGCUUGCAGGAUCCAUACUGGCAUUUGUCUCCCUAAAGGAAUAUAGUGGUUACGUUCUUUUCACGUGGGUUUAUGGUUUCUUUUAUGGAGGUUACCUCUAUUCCUUAAAGACGUUCACAUUUGAGAAAGUGAGAGCAAGGAACUUUUCACGAGCUUGGGGAUUCAUCCAAUGCAGUCAAGCUGUACCCAUGUUAGUUGGAGUGCCAUUGACUAGCUAUUUUAACCACGAAAAUGGAGAUAGAGCUGGAUUUUACUUUGCGAUUGUUUGUAUUUUUGUAGGAGGAAUGCUCCUAUUUUUCAUAGAUGUUCACAAAAGAAAUGUAAAACGUCAAAAAAGUAACACUAUGAGCUCUAACUAUGAGCCAACAGAAAAUGAACGCAUGGACAGAAGAGCUUAUUUCAAUAGACGUGUGACACUCCAAGAACUCGCCAAUGCACGAAUUUUAGCCAAGCACAAAAUCUCAAAUGACUUGUUGCACAGGCAAGAACUGACUUGCAUUUCGGAAGAAGUGAUGAUGGAAAAUAUAUUCGACGACUACAUCGAUGACUGUAUUACAUCGUGCAACAAGGAAGAAAAAUACUUAAUGCUCAGUGAAUUCGAAAACAAUUUAAUCAACACUCAAGAGUCGUCUAGCGUCAGUCAAGAAUUUCGAAAGCUCGCGAAGGAACGUAAAAUAUCCAUUGUCACAACACCCUCUUUAGAACAGUGUCCGAAUUGCUUAGGAGUUGUGCCAAUAGAUGGCAGCAUUGAAUGUGGAUUUGAACGAGAGCCAGAUCCUGCUGAUAUUCCAUUGAAAACUCACGUUUCAAGAUCGUCUGCUAAAAGGUUAACGGCAUCAAAGAAGAAAACUAAAUCCAAUUCUAUUCAAAAUGAUAUUAUUGACGAGGUUACGUCGUCUCUCUAAUAAAAUUUUUACCAGUUUUUGUUCAUGAAUUUUCCUAUUCUGAAGAAGAUGGCAAAACCAUGCUGAAAAAAGCAGUUGUAAUCAAAAUUCUAAUAAAAUUUUGAAAAAUUCUAAA
Messenger RNA from Parasteatoda tepidariorum (common house spider), 1806 nucleotides. The record is from RefSeq and is a predicted model, not a curated record. NCBI's taxonomy places the organism in Eukaryota, Metazoa, Arthropoda, Arachnida, Araneae, Theridiidae.